Molecule: messenger RNA, 1215 nt
Organism: Anopheles marshallii
Lineage: Eukaryota; Metazoa; Arthropoda; Insecta; Diptera; Culicidae
Exons: 1
Coding region: 1-1215 (404 amino acids)
Source: RefSeq, a predicted model, not a curated record
AUGACGCAAACGAGCCAUCUGAUAGCACUGUUCUGUCUCGUGUCGGCUGUGGCGGCCAUCCCCGUACGUCAAAGCCACCUCCUGUCGGCGAUGCAGAACAUGCAGCGACAGUACGACGCACGAACGGGCAAGGGGUCGGCCGACUACCUACAGGAACUGGAAGGUGAGGCCGCCGGCCAGCAAGCUGACAGCGGGAAAGCAUCCCCGGAUGUGGACCAGAGUUCGUCCGCUUCUGCCGGAAGUCCCGAGCCACUGCCCACCGCCGUUCCUGUGCCGAAUCUUCGCAAGAACAAGAUGUUGGGUUACUUUGGGCUGUAUUCGCCGGCGGCCCUGAGUGCGGCAGCAGCGGCGGCAUACGCACAACCGUACGGUUACCCGCUGUAUCACUCGAUGCUGGACUACUACGAUGACUAUCUGCCGGUGGACAACUAUCCGAGCUUAAACAUGCUGGCCAACAUGCAAACAUACCCGCAGAAUGUGUACGCCAACAUGGCGAACGGGUUGGGGUCGUACCAGACGAUGAGCAACCUUUCGCCCAACCUGCAGCAACAGCUCAACAGUCUCGUUCAGCAGCAGCAGCAGCAGCAGCAACAGCAACAGUCGGCUAAUCCGCAGUUGGCCAACUUGGCUGGUUUGGAUGCGAAUGCGGCCUCGCUAGGAAGUUUUCAGAGCCUGGCCGCUAGUUUUGCCGCCGGCAAUGACAACUUCCAGGGGUUGGAAGAUGAAGACAUCCUGUCCCGCCACAGUCAAGCCGGCCGGCGUCGUCCAACCGUGAAGAACUCACCGAUCUACUACAUCCGGUUGCCUCCCACGCCGUACAUGUUCGUUCCGGGCGUCGGUUACAUCUCACAACCCCCAACGAUUCAACCGAUGGCCGCACCGGUUCCACAAUAUCCACAGCUUGCCCCACCGCCCCCUGUAACGAUGAGCCCGUUCUAUCAGCUCCCGAUCAACUUCGUAUCGAACGGCAAACCUUCCGGCAUUUACCAGUGGAAUGGUGCUCCGGCAGCACCGGCAGCUCCGCCACAGCCAACGUUCGCCCUGCCCUACCCGCGCCCGCAGCGACCCGCCUUUGCACCGUCUCCGUUCAUCCAAGACUCGAAGAUCACGCACCUGAAGGGUCCGUUCCUGUUCAAUGGACGACCGGAAGAGAUUUUCCUGCUGCAGAACGCCUUCAACCCACUGUUCCAGAGUCCUCUGAACUCCUACUACUAG